This is a messenger RNA of Coccidioides posadasii C735 delta SOWgp, 1419 nucleotides long. Its product is annotated as mitochondrial 54S ribosomal protein mL38. Lineage: Eukaryota; Fungi; Ascomycota; Eurotiomycetes; Onygenales; Onygenaceae. The record is from RefSeq and is a predicted model, not a curated record.
CCAGUUCACUUUCUCUCGUCAGUACAACCAUGGCGCACUGCGAGUUGGCGUCAAAGCAAUUGCUGCAAUGUGUGCGCCAAUCCUAUAAAGGUGGCCUUGCAGCGUUACAGCUCCAAUCGACCCGCUCAUUCACCUCCACCGCCAUACCGUUCGAAGAAGCGCAAGCCGAAACUCCAACGCAGCCUUUCUACCGAGCGCCAGAUCCCGCUUUAGUGACGAGCCCUCGACUGGAACGAAGACUCAUCCGAGCUGGAAAAUUUCCUAUUGGUUCGCGCAGACGAAGAGCGGCGCUUCAGGGUUCCCUUAAUAUCCCAUUCGAACAGCUGCCAUACCAAUGUUUCCAAGAAGCUCGAAAAGUUCUCAUAGAGGACAGAGCGGAAAAGUUGAAGCAGAUAGAAAUAGAACGGGCACGGUUGGAGAAGUUACGUGCAGUAAAGCCCGAGGAUAUUGGCGGAGAGGCUCUGAAGCAGUCCAGAAUCAAGGGCACGGAGCGAUAUCUCGAGAAAUUGAAGAUCCUUGCGGACAUCAAUGACCCUCUGAUUAAGAGGAGGUUUGAAGAUGGAUUGGGGGAUAUGACAAAGCCCAUCUAUCGAUUCCUAGCCAACAAGAAGUGGAGAGAAUACCGACGGGAGAUUCUCAUCCAACGAAUUACACAAAUGAAAGUAAUUCCAGACGUGCUCCCCCACAUUGACCCCGUCGUUGAUGUGAAGUUAUCAUUCGGCAGAAAGAGCGUACAGCCCGGCGAAUUUGUGAAUUCUCGUGUUAGUUCCGUGGCGCCCAAACUUGAAAUACAAUCGUUCAUCAAAGGAGAAAAGCUGGUCACCAUCGCAGUCGUAGAUCCCGACGUGCCAAAUCUCGAAACCGACGGCUUUGACAGUCACUGCCAUUUCCUUGCUGUCAACGUACCCAUCAACCCCACCGACACCUUUGUUUCCCUAGGCGACUUAUCCGCAGAGUCACAGGUUGUCCUCCCGUGGUUCCCGCCGACUGCGCAGAAAGGAAGUCCUUACCACCGGCUCUCAAUCUUUAUUCUGGAACAGAAGGAUCAGAAAGCUUUGGACUACAAAAUCGUCGCCGAGAAGGUUCAACGAGAGAAUUUCUCUCUUCGAAGCAUUCAGGGAAGACAUCAGCUCAAGCCAAUCGGUGCCCAUUUGUUUAGAACCCAGUGGGACAAGGAUAUGGCCGAUGUGAUGAAUAAGUUUGGAAUUGAGGGUGCAGAUGUUGAAUUGAGACGAAAGAGGAUUGAGCCUCUACCGUACAAACGUAGAAACCCGGCUUCUUUUAGAUAAUCUCGGUAAUGAGCGGCUUUGGGGUCGGCGUGUUUUUGUUGGGACGCUUUUUUUUCGUCUGAUUUCAUAUUGUACAAUAGGUCUAUUUAAACAGAGAGGCUUCUUUAUAGAUAGUUGUGCCAUGUAUUUA